ACAAAAUAAUAAUCAUUUUGUCUGAAGUACAGAGUAACCUCAUUAUUCAUUCCUCCCCCUUCAGAUCCUUCUCGACACUGUAAAUAUUUGGAGAGAAUUAUAGAUAUACACACACAAACAUACAUAUAUAUACACCAACUCUAGGUUUUCUUGAAAGUAUGGUGUACCCCAAACCAUCACAUUAUUAGCAAGAGAAAAGGGAUUGAAAUGUGUGUAUGGUCUGAACUUGAAUCCGAUGAUCGGGCAGGGUUUUGAAGAUCUUGCAAUGAUAUUGCCAAGGUUGUAGGUGGGAUUAGAUUUUUGCUUAUAAGUAGAAUUCGAUAUAUUCCGCAUAGAAGAACAUAUAUAAAACAAGCCAAAGAGAAAGCUUGAAUGAUUUGUGUGUUGUGAAAAUGAAAUCGGACGUGCAUCUGGAUUAUGCUGAAUUCUGUCUGUCACCAAAACGCUUACGAUGCGAAUUGUUUGUUUCCAGCGAUGGAAACACAGAGAAACUGGCAUCAGGAUUGGUUAAACCAUUUGCGGCACAUUUGAAGGUAGCAGAGGCACAGGUUGCAUCGGCUGCACAGUCUGUUAAACUUGAAGUUGGAAGCUGUAAAAAUUCUGAGACAUGGUUCACAAAGGGAACACUUGAGAGGUUUGUGCGAUUUGUGAACACACCAGAGAUUCUGGAACUGGUCAAUAAAUUGGAUGAUGAGAUUUCCCAACUAGAAGCAGCCCAAAGAAUAUAUUCACAGGGAGCAGGAGAUCAACUUUAUGAUACGGGUGAAGCAAGUGCGACUGUUGCUGCUGAUGCGACGAAGAAGGAACUUCUAAGAGCAUUUGAUGGACGGAUUGAUGCAGUUAUGCAGAACUUGUCAACGGAAUAUGCUCGUGCUGCUGCUGCUGGUUUCAACGUUAAAACAGUCUCGGAACUUCAAAUGUUUGCAGAAAGGUUUGGCGCGCAUCACCUGAACGAAUCCUGCGGCAAGUUCAUAUCGUUGUCGGAGAGGCGGUCCCACCUAAUUAACCCAUGGAAGUUCCGAUCCGACGAUUGGGUCGUCCGAUCAUCAUACGGGUCGGACGCUUCAAUCGUCGACGAUUUGUCCUCCUCACCACCUGCGGAGCCCCUUAAACAGCACGAUGGAUCCUCCGGAUACCAGCAGCAGAAACCCCGCCCGGUCGCCUCCCCGUUACGAUGCAGUUUCAGCCGAGGAUCCACUGUCGAUGCCGUUGCUGCAAUUGAUGAGAAAGAAGAGAGCACAGCUUCUGAUCAGGCUGAGUCAAUUCAGGCUUCUCAGUCCACGGCGAGGCGACUCAGCGUGCUGGACCGGAUAAGUUUGUUCGAGAACAAGCAGAAGGAGAAUUCUUGGAGUGGGGCAAAGCCCGUUGUUGGAAAGUCUGGUGAGCUCCGGAGGCUGUCAUCUGACCUAUCCUUGGCGCCAUCCACUGCAGCGGAGAAGGCAGUGUUGAGGAGAUGGAGUGGCGCCGGUGACAUAAAUGUUACAACAAAUGCUGUUAUGUCAGAGGCCAAUACUGCUACAGGUUUGGGUCUCGGUCCAAUUAGUGAAAAUGGUUUGAAAGAUUCUUCUUUUGACAAGUCAAAAGAUACUAUUGAUUCUAGUAAUUCAAAUCGUGAUUUGGAUUCUGGUGAAAGUGAUUGUUCGAAAGAUCAAACGAAUGGGAAGACUCAAUCAAGAUUGUUUAUAGGCAGGCCCAAGGAUCAAGAAAAUUCAGAAGAGAAGUUCAGGUUUUCGCCUGGCGGAACAAGUGAGGAAGUGAUUGGUUCUAGAGAUGAAGUGAAAUCAAAGGGUUUUCAGAGUGGUGAAGAUUUUGGUGGGCAGGCUGAAAUCCGAAGUCAAGGUGAAAAUUUUGAGUCACGAUCAAUUUUGCAGGCUCCUCAGAAGACUGUGAGAGACUCUGGGCCAGAUGAGGGCGGUACCGGAUCAAAGAUUAAAGAGGAUUUUGCUGCUCUCUACAUAGGGAUUGAAGCAGAAUCAAUGGGGGCGCGUAAGGAAAUUGAAAAGAAAGAACUUGCCUCAUCCAAGAAGUUAUCUGUUAGUUUUGCAUCAAGAGUCGAAGAUUCUGCAUCCCAGGGAAUGAAGCUCGAGAGGCAAGUUUCAGCACCUGAACAGAUCAAGAAGACAGAAGCUUUGAGAGAAACGAGUUCCAGUUAUGGAAAUAGUCGGACACCAUUCUCUGGUAAAUUGAUGACACAAGCUCAGGAAGGCUUUGAUUCAUUUAAAACGCCACCUCCAGAUCAAAAUCAAGUUCAAUGGGUAAGGCAGUCAAAAGGAAGUCAGGAACUGAAGGAUCUGAAAACGAAAGCCACUGAGCUUGAAAAGCUCUUUGAUGAGCAUAAACUACGAGGUACUGGAGAUCAGUCAUAUACUUCCCUCAGAGGCAAGUCUGCUAACAUUCGGCCUAAACAAGUAGCAGAUAUAGCUCUCUCUCAAUUGUCUGAUAAUUACCCAUCAACUGAAUCUGCUAGGAGUCCUAAAAACAAGACUGGAUUCAUUGCUGCGCCACUUUUGGGAACUGUUGACACUCAGAACUAUAGUGAUGAUUUAAACAAAGACUUCAAUGAGCUUAGUGUUUCAGAAUGUUCUCGUGGCAAAUUCUAUGAUAGGUAUACACAGAAGAGAGAUGCAAAACUAAGGGAUGAAUGGUGUUCCAACAGAGUGGGGAAAGAAGCAAAGUUGAAGGCUAUGAAGGAUAGCCUUGAGCAGAGUAGAGCUGAGAUAAAGGCCAAACUUUCAGAAUCUGCAGAUAGACAUGAUUCAAUUUCCAGUGCCCGUCGACGCGCUGAGCGACUCAGAUCAUUUAACAUCAAUUCAAGUACGAUGGACCAGCAACAUUUGGAAUUUGGGAACAGUGAAGGAGAUGAAAAUGCUUUAGAGUUUCUAGAGCAGAAGCGUGCUCGUGAUAAUAUGGUAUCAGAUGCGACCUCUUGCGUGGAUGAUGGCAGUAGGAGUGUGCAGGAAAAGAAACUUUUACCCACUAAAAGUAUGCGCUAUUCUACACCUCGCCAAUUAGCAGCUCCUGCUCCAAGGGCUGCUACCAAAGUUUCCAGUAUUAAUACUGGGAGACGAAGAAUGCAACCUGAAAAUGCUCUUGCACAAUCUGUUCCCAAUUUUUCUGACCUUAGAAAAGAAAAUACCAAACCUUGUGGUGGAACCAGUAAAAUGAUUCGUCCACAAGAAAGAAACUCUGCCAGCAGCAAGAGCAGGAGUGAAGAAGCACAAAUUGUUGAGGAGGAGAAGUCACGCGAUCACAUUUGCUGAGAAAAAGCUCCGCAAAUCCCGUAGAUAUCAGGGACAUGUCUCCGCUGGACUCCAGUGGUGGUGUAAUGGCACCACUAAAAUUUGAUGAGGAAAUUUUGAGCAAUGUUCAGACUAGGCCUUUUUCUAAAAAUGGGUAACCGCACAGGAUUUGCUGCUAGAGCAAGUAUUUUAAAGAAAGAACCCCCUUGUCAUCUGAGCCUAUAAUUGAUGAUGAAAAUAAUGACCUGAGUCAUCUGGGCAAGACGACUUCGUAAACAUGGUUAAUGAUAAAGGAGGGGAAGGGUGUGAGACCAUGAACCCUGAAGGUGAUAGCAACUUAGACAAUGGAGAAGAAAGAAUGAACUUGGAAUCAGAGAGUUUGUUCAAUUCUGUAUCAGAAAUUGGUGAUUCUAUUGAGAUCAAUUUCUCAACUGAAGCAGGCUUUAGGUGCUAAGUUGCCACCUAGUAUGCCUUCCAGCUUCCAUCCUUUUAAAUCUAUGCAAGAUUGGCCUGGGGGAAGUCCCAUGUCAUGGCACUCAAGCACUCAAAAUCCCUUUUCUCAUUCUAAUGAGAUGUCUGAUGUUGACGCUUCAGUGGACUUGCCAGUAGGAAGCCCUGCUUCGUGGAAUUCACAUUCUUUAAGUCAAAUAUAGACUGAUGCAGCUUGAAGGAGGAAGAAAUGGGGAACAUCUCAGAAGCCAACACCGACGACAUCUUCCUCCAAUAAUUCACCUUGCAAGGAUAUGACUAGCGGAUUUAAAAGUUUUCUAAAUUUUGGUUGGAAAAAUCGUGGCUCAGAGAGUUUUGUUGAUUGGAUCUCUGUAACCACGUUUGAAGGAGACAGUGAUACAGAAGAUGGAUGGGAUCCUGCCAAUUGGCCAUCAGAAGAUCUGAGGAAGUCGAGAAUGAGAUUUUCUCAAGCACAACCUUCUGAUGAUAGCUUCAAUGAACGUGAGUUUUCCAAGGAACAGGGUGAAUUAUGAUAUUUCAUUAUCUAAUAACUUUUUCUGUUUGUUUACUAGAUCAGUUAUUUUUGGCACCUAGUUUUUAUUAUUUUUGUCCUAUUUGAGUUUAAUUUAUAGUAACAUCAUGUGAUAAAUUAUAUGUAAUUUCAACAAUAGCACUUUGGUUUUGCAAAUUUUGGACCCAAUAGUUAUAUGCCUCUAGUUCUGGAAUACAAUGGUCAACUCCCUUUCGACAUUGUGUUCUGAAAACGGGCUCCGGAAAUGUGACUAGUAUUUAUGUUCUGGGUUUUAUGGCGCAAUAUUGUUGGAACAAUUAUUUGAAAGGCAUGCCUAAACAUGUGAAGCAUAGGAUGAAUAUUAUUUGUCGCUCUUUUUCUUGA
Olea europaea var. sylvestris is the source of this 4584-nucleotide messenger RNA. RefSeq lists its product as uncharacterized. The coding region runs from base 393 to 3260 and encodes 955 amino acids. The transcript has 9 exons. The record is from RefSeq and is a predicted model, not a curated record. NCBI's taxonomy places the organism in Eukaryota, Viridiplantae, Streptophyta, Magnoliopsida, Lamiales, Oleaceae.